Cydia pomonella (codling moth) is the source of this 1466-nucleotide messenger RNA. RefSeq names its product OCIA domain-containing protein 1 (gene asrij). Lineage: Eukaryota; Metazoa; Arthropoda; Insecta; Lepidoptera; Tortricidae. The transcript is spliced from 6 exons. Gene Ontology annotation, cellular component: endosome. The record is from RefSeq and is a predicted model, not a curated record. The coding region runs from base 165 to 947 and encodes 260 amino acids.
UGUCACAUCAACAUACAAUACAAUAAUUUAAAAAAAUCUAGUCAAAAAGGAAUUCAUUAGCUCCCUUCAACAUGGCAUGGUUAAAAAAUAAUUAAAAAUUCUAAAAUUAAUAAGAAUCAACUAAAUUUUUGAUCUUUAAUUUAACUAAAAAUGAUAUUUUCGUAAUGAGUGACAAAAAUGAACAAAACGAUCCUAGUAAGAGAGGAAGGGUGGAAUGUGAUAAAAUAAAACCGGCUUUGGAAGGCUGUACUCCACCCGUGAAGAACAUAACACAUCCGUUGAGGUACUACGAAUUCACUCGCGAUGAAAUCAAAGCUCUAGAAGAAUGCGAUAAAGAGAGCUUUUAUCGUCGGUGCCUUCCUUUCAGUACACUUUUCGCAACUGCUACAUACGCUGCAGUCAAAUAUGGUUAUUUCAAACCAAAUCCCCGGUUUGGAGCUAUUCCUAAAAUAUCAUUUGCGGUGUUGGUUGGUUACUUUGUUGGAAAGCUAUCUUACCAAGAGGCUUGUGCUGAAAAAUUGAUGGCCUUACCAGGGAGCUACAUUGGACAACUUCUCCGUGAAAAAAAGGAAGGGAGGACAGGCAGAGGUGGAAACAUACAAAACACUCCGAGCAUGUUCGGCGCCGGCCCUAACGAUAUUUACUCGGACGCGGGCCCCGGCAGCUCGCUGGACCUGGACACCGACCGCCCGGUCUUCAGCGAUGAUUCUUAUCGCCCCGAUAAUGAAGGUGGAGGUUUCCCCUCGUUGGACCCGGACAGGAAGCGCCCUGCUCUGUCUUACGACGACCUCAGGCGCAGAAACCGCGGCGAGUACACGGAGGCUAGGCAAGACCCGUACAGAGUUGACCCGAACACAGUGCCGCCAAUAACGCGCGCGACCCCGGUGCUCGAUGCUCCGCCGCCCGCUCCGCGGAACACCAACAAGUACGGCGACGUUAUGGAUUAAUACAAUGGCAUUUACACCACUCGCUUUUUGAAUGCAUGAGCCGAUAACUGCAGUGUGUAAAUAAUAUACUGACAAAUAUUUCAACAGUUGGCUAGCAUUCGCUGAAUAUAUUCAGGCUCCUCAUCAUGAAAUCAUUAUGAAGUUAUAGAUUUAGCACGCAAUAUGUAAUUAAACAAUAAAAAAAAUUGUAAAGUCAUUUAUGACUAAAAACUGCCUAUUGUUGUUUGUUUGAUUUAUAUAUUGCGAUUUUACUUUCAUAAUAGAUCUUUAAAAAAAAGUUUUUUCUGAAGUAUCAAAAAUGAUUUUAUUUGUCUUUCCUACGGAUUAAAAUAUGCGUAGUCUGUUUUCGAAUGAUGUUGAAGUGAUACAUAAUUGAAAACAGCUAGAUUUUAUAACUGGAAAUACAUCAAACGCCUACCAUACUACUCGACACAAAUUCCAUAAGGUUGGAUAUGAAUAUCCGACCAUAGUUACAUUUUAAUAAGACGGGAAUAAAUAGUAAAUUAUAUUUCAUCUUGA